UUUGAUUUUGUGUACUGAUUCAAUUAGCGAUUAGUUCAAUUGAACUGAAUCCAAACCGUUUGCUACAACCCUAUGCGACACAACGCUAGCACAGAAUGUUUUCUCUUUUGCGUUCCCAGUUUCGUUGUGAUGUUUUGAAGAGGAUUGAGCGCACAAUGGCAUUUUACGCAGUUGCAAAAGGACGAAAAGUCGGAAUCUAUGCAAACUGGGCGCAAUGUGAGGAGCAGGUGAAGGGCUUCAAAGGAGCUGUUUACAAGAAGUUCAACAAUCGUCUGGAAGCCGAACAAUUCAUAAGUCCAACAAAAGCAACAGGAGUUCAUGGAAAAUACACACCAGAUGAAUUCGCUGUGCCACUUGGACAAAGGCAACCACCGCCAGUCAGCUGGGCACCUCAGCAGCAACAGAUUAAACAAAGUACAGAUUAUUGGCCAGAAGAUGUGGCAGAAGAAGGAGCCGUAACAGAAGAUGAUCUCAUGACAGCUAUGUACGAAGUGGAAGGAUUACCGGAACCAUCUACAAGUCGAAAAAGAAAAACAGAUGCUGAUAUAACUGAAAAUUCAAAGUCUAAAUUACCCCGGCACGGCAAUGGACAAGAAGAGGAAUCCGUAAAGCAAAUUGGAGCAUUUGAGUUUACAGUCGAUUCUGAAGGUUUCGUCAUUGUCUAUACGGAUGGUUCGUGUCUAGGAAAUGGUCGAAAAAAUGCUUGUGCAGGAUUUGGUGUCUAUUUUGGCGACGAUCAUCCACUAAAUGCGGGAAAACCAGUGCUAGGACGUGUUACCAACAAUGUCGGAGAGAUACAGGCUUCCAUUUAUGCCAUUAAAUUCGCACUAGACUUGGGCAUUGAAAAGCUCUGUAUAAAGACAGAUUCGCAGUUUUUAAUCAACUCCAUAACAAAGUGGGUUCCGGGCUGGAAAAGUCGCGGUUGGCGUUUAAAAAACAUGGAACCCGUAAAAAAUGUGGCGGAUUUUAAGGAGCUGGAUGAGUUGCUGCAAAACGAUCAACUUAAAGUAAAAUGGAGCUAUGUGGAGGCACAUAAAGGCAUUAAAGGCAACGAAAUGGCUGAUAAAUUGGCCAAACAAGGCUCACAGCUAUACAGGGAAAUAAACUCUGGAAAACAAUAAGAUUAAUGAUUUUUAUAUGCGUUAACUUCAAAUUGUUCGCGCAAUUAUUGCCAUAAGUUGGCAGCCCAAUAAAUUUGACAGUUUUGUGUUUUAGCAA
Messenger RNA from Drosophila innubila, 1218 nucleotides. RefSeq names its product ribonuclease H1 (gene rnh1). Lineage: Eukaryota; Metazoa; Arthropoda; Insecta; Diptera; Drosophilidae. The transcript has 4 exons. Gene Ontology annotation, biological process: DNA replication, removal of RNA primer. The record is from RefSeq and is a predicted model, not a curated record. Bases 96 to 1121 code for a protein of 341 amino acids. Gene Ontology annotation, molecular function: RNA-DNA hybrid ribonuclease activity; magnesium ion binding; nucleic acid binding.